Neoarthrinium moseri is the source of this 1818-nucleotide messenger RNA. RefSeq lists its product as uncharacterized. Gene Ontology annotation, biological process: regulation of DNA-templated transcription. Gene Ontology annotation, molecular function: zinc ion binding; DNA-binding transcription factor activity, RNA polymerase II-specific. The record is from RefSeq and is a predicted model, not a curated record. The transcript has 2 exons. The coding region runs from base 1 to 1818 and encodes 605 amino acids. NCBI's taxonomy places the organism in Eukaryota, Fungi, Ascomycota, Sordariomycetes, Amphisphaeriales, Apiosporaceae.
AUGGCGCCGGGCUUUGCCGAUAAUCCUCCACUUUCUCACACCAGUCAAGGGGAAAAGCUCAAAUGGUACCAGCGAGGGACUGUUGGAAGCUCCUCGAUAGAGGACCGCAGCAUAAGUUACAACGAGUCUCACGUCCCAAGGUCAAGACUGGCUGUACAACAUGCAAAGGUGAGCGAGGAUUCUGUUCUCACAUCCGUUCUUGGCGGUUAUGUAACAACCCUAGGGCGCCGCGUUAAAUGUGACGAGCGCAAGCCCGUAUGCUCUCGCUGCGAGAAAGGGGGCUUUCGGUGCGAGGGGUAUAAGGACCCUGUUGACAGGCCAAGGCCCCGUCCUGCAGAUGGAACAGACCGACAAUUCGUCGAGCCUGCCGACCUACGGCCCAAGCCAUUGCAGCGCAGAAUCAUCCCCGUAAACGGCAUUUGCCCUGCUCACAUGUCCCUCAACAUAUCCCUUCCACCUGUUCUUCUCAAUAGUCAGGAUGCUUCUUAUUUUGAUGCCUUUCGAUACCAUGUCGUUGAGGACUUCAACGGGUGGACGGGACCCGGCUUUUGGGAUAGUCUCGUCAUGCGCGAGUCUCUGGAGGACGAAUGCAUUCGACAUUCGAUCCUGGGAUUAUCAGCCCUGACACGAGCGUCAUGGGUUCCGAAAGCACAAUCAGACGAAGCACUGAAAGACCUAAAUUCGUCUUUGGAACAUCCCAAGCUCCCCAGACUUGAGAGCAACGACCAUCGCGCCGCACUGUCUCACUACUUGAACGCAAUUUCUAUGUGUCGGGAGAACUCUGAGAAAAACAAGGAUUCUAUUGCCAAAAGCUAUGUUUCGAGACGAUUGCUAAUUUGCACAAUUGUCUUCAUCGUGAUGGAAAUGAUGCAAGGAAAUGUCGGAGCAGCUGUCAAACUCGUUGACAGUGGACUUUCACUUAUCGAAAACGCGUCGAGGGGUGGUGAUUUUGAUCCCGACUCCGAAUGGACCAUGACCGAAACCAUCUUCAAACGAUUUUCCAUGAUCACCGGUCUCAUUCGAUGCUUUUCUGGAGUUCCCGAACAGAUCAAGACUCACGCAGGAAUACCGACGUGGGACCAUGCUCGCCCUCCCCAGGAGUCCGUACCAACAACUUCGGUGUUACAUCAAUGGAGCCACGCGUUUGGGUCGGUUCGGCCUUUUAUAGUCAAGAUUGCAUGCGGUCAUCGUGUACAGCAAUCUAACUUGUGGGAGCUGAAUGAGAACCUGCACAGCCGGGCAUCCGAGAUGGAUGAAUGGCAAGAAGUGGUAGACAAGCAUGCCAAGAAGAACCGAGAUGCUAAAGUCCAGCGAGAACUCUUGUUUACCAAGUUGCAGAUUCUGGUUACAAGGAUAUACAUGAGCUGCUGUCUUGACAUGACGGAAAUGGCUUAUGAUACGCACACAAAAGACUUCCAACAGAUCGUGGAUAUAGCGGAGAUCUUCUCCCACAGCGAAAACUCUGGGCGUAUGAGGUUAACGGUCGGUUUUAAUCUCUUUCCAUGGCUCGGCUUCACCAUAGCCAAAUGCAGAGACCUGCAUGUAAGACAGUACGCCCUCGAUACAUCCAUUCGCCUCAUCUUCCGCCAAGGGGGCUGGGGCAACCUGGGAUUCAUCAAGGCACUGCGAGCUUUAGUCGUGAUGGAAGAAGACGGCCGAAACGAGAACGGGAUUAUACCUAGUGAACGCAGGUAUCUCUGGAGCUUGCGAGGAUGGGACUUGGAACAGCAUCAGAUAUGGAUGCACUGUGAUCCAGUAAUAAAGUCCAGUGAUGAUGACACACGAUCUGUGGUACAGGAAGUGGCAAUAGACUAUUAG